AUGGAAAUUGUAAAGAGAAUGAGUAAAAUAAAGCAUAAAAUUGCGGUUAUGAGUGGAAAGGGAGGGGUAGGUAAAUCUACAAUAGCAGUGAAUUUAGCAGUAGCCCUCUCAAAAAAAGGUUAUCGGACAGGUAUUUUAGAUAUAGAUAUUCAUGGCCCCAAUGUUCCCCGAAUGCUAAAAAUUGGAAAAAAAGAUCUGAUAAUAAGUGCUGAGGGGAUCGUACCAGUAAAGGUGGGAAAUUUAAAAGUAAUAUCUGUACAAUUGCUUUUACCGGAAGAGAAUUCGCCAAUAAUCUGGAGAGGUCCUAGAAAGACAGCAGCUAUAAGACAAUUCCUGGUGGAUGUAUCAUGGGGAGAUCUUGACAUAUUAGUAAUUGAUUGUCCUCCUGGUACUGGUGAUGAGCAUUUAACAAUUUUACAGUCAAUACCCUUUUUUGAUGGGAUAAUAAUGGUCACAACACCGCAUGAAGUUUCAUUAGACGAUGUUGAAAAAUCCAUAAACAUGGCUAAGCACCUGAAAAUUAAAGUAUUGGGAAUCGUAGAGAAUAUGUCUGGUUUUGUCUGUCCCGAAUGUAAAACUGAGAUACCGAUUUUUGGAAGUGGUGGGGGCAAUAAAAUAGCAUCAAAAACAAAUAUACCUUUGUUAGGUAAUGUACCAAUCGAUAUUGCAUCUAAAGAACUGGAAGAUGUUUUAUUAAUUGAGAAUGGGGAAUCAGAGACCUCAAAAAGGUUAUUAAAAAUUGUAAAUAAGAUAGAAAACAUAGUACUAAAAAGGGAGGAAUAA
Molecule: messenger RNA, 783 nt
Organism: Lottia gigantea (owl limpet)
Lineage: Eukaryota; Metazoa; Mollusca; Gastropoda; Lottiidae
Exons: 1
Coding region: 1-783 (260 amino acids)
Biological process (GO): iron-sulfur cluster assembly
Cellular component (GO): cytosol
Molecular function (GO): ATP binding; iron-sulfur cluster binding; ATP-dependent FeS chaperone activity
Source: RefSeq, a predicted model, not a curated record